AUGCCAGAAAUGAUGCAAUUAUUGUAUGACUAUAAUUAUCCAGUAGAAGAUCUUCAACUUGUGCUUGACUUAUUAAAGACAUGGAAGUUGGAGUUCUUAUAUCAAACAUUAGUUGAUGAAUUUAUUGAUAUAGAAGCGUUACAAAUCAUACAAAAGGAUCAUAUUAAUGAAUUGAUAUCAAAGUUUCCUAUUGGUAUAAAAGCAAAAUUUACUCAUAAACUUCAAAAAUGGCAAAAAUACAAUUCAAUUGUAAAUUUGCCGGUAAAUAAUCUUCCAUCAAUAUCAGUUCAGCAUACAACACCGUCUAUUAAAAUAUGUUUGCAAGAAGUUUUAAAUUCAACAACAACUGGAAAAAUGAUCUUGGAUUACUACAAAAACAAUAAAAAAUUAAACAAUAAUAUAAGAACUUUAUUGGUUGAUGCAAUUAUUAGUUACAUAAUAACAAAACAAAUUCCAAUGUCUGUAAAUCUGGCCUCCAGUAUUGGAUCAGAUAUUGUUGAAAUGUUUCAAACUGAAGUGAAGGAUACUUAUUUUAUGAAAGAUGGUUUGAAUAAAAAUCCAAAAGGAAAGCUAUAUUCUAAGUAUUAUAAUUCCAUGAGAACUCUUAAAAUUAGUGGUUUGGUACCCAGUAAAGAACCUUCUGUCAAAACAAUAUCACACAGAAGACAUGAUAUUGAAUUUGAACCUGAAGAUGACAUAAAUUAUAUCCUGGAUAAAAUAAUGUAUGAUGAUAGUUGCUCGUUUCCUGAACUUGAAAAUUUGUGGAAACAAACCACAAAACAUAGACUAUGUGAAAUUCAAAAAACUUCCUCUACUGCCGAAAUUCUUCAAAAAUGGAAGAGUUAUACUCAACCUCUUGGUUAUAGACUUAUUGAUAUUGAUUUUAAUACACUUUACCCUGAUUGUCCUGAUCUUAAAUGUGUAUUGGAAAUGAAGUUUCAAAAAGUAAUUGAAUUAUUAAACGAACAAACUAAAGACAUAGCUAGUAAAAAAUUACUGCAAAACCUUAAUGACAAUAUAACUACUAUCAGUGAAAAUGAAAAACAUGCAGUCCUGUUUUAUUUACUGCAUUCAAUUUUUGUUCCAACCAGUAAGAAAAUAACAAGAGACGAUAAUGGCAAAAAAAACCUGGUCAAGUAUUCAAUAAAGGAUAGUCAAGACAGUUUUAUGAUUUUCAAAUCCUCAAUAGCUGAAAUUGAAGAAUAUAUAACUAAGCGUCGUAAUGAAAAUACACUGAUCCAACCUUUUAUAUUGAUUUGUGGUACUCCAAGCAAACCUAAAAAAAUAAUUGUAUUUUUUGAUUGUAUACAAUUUAAACUUUUUUCGAUAUCAUCUGCAAUUGAUGUAUGCUUUAAAAUUUUUCAUAUUUUCAAUUUAGAAUAUCCACCACAAUCAUCAAUUGUAUGGCUUUUUAUUCAAAAAUAUUUUUAUUUACUCAGUACAAAAUAUGAUAAAGCCUAUCAUACAUUGGGCCAGAUUUUAUCAGAUUUAAACACUGCAGAAUGA
Molecule: messenger RNA, 1506 nt
Organism: Macrosiphum euphorbiae (potato aphid)
Lineage: Eukaryota; Metazoa; Arthropoda; Insecta; Hemiptera; Aphididae
Source: the annotation of a GenBank genome assembly